AUGAGUGAAGAGAUGGGCGAGGCCGUUUGUACGGGCAUGAGAUACUUGGUGGAUAAGCGCGGUCUGGAUAGACAACCGCGCGUAAAUGUCCCAGUAUAUAUCGAAGAUAUGAUUCCAUUCAAUGAGACAAUCCUUCAAACACGGGAGAAGCGAUUCCACCUGGGGUUUCAGCGCAUUAUCCUAUGUCUAUACAACACUAUUGGGUUAUUUACCAUCAACCGAAAACAGGCAAUGCUUGACCUUCAGUUCAAGCAUCUACAAAUAUCGCUCCAGCAGGAUCCGCACGGAGGACCUCCCAAGCCGAUGAUCGAACUCGAGCCCCAGUUUGUGAAAAGCGUCCUGGGCAUGUCGAAGCUCAACACGUUCGCGCUACCUGAGAUUGUCUACGGCGUAUCGCUUGUCUUCAGCCCGCAUGUCCUACUCUUCAUUAUAUUAUUUUAUGUCCACGCCUUUGAAGCGCCUCACUUAACAUCGAUGGAAGACCUUCGGAGACUGCUUGUCGAGGGUGGUCGACAGGAAAUGCUACUUCCCUUGAAGAAAGAGAUGGAUAAUUACUAUAUCUUCCCGAAGGUUGAGGUGAUCUGUGGCCAGCCCCGUAUUUUGUGGGAGACACCUAUGAAUGGUAGCACACUCGACGUACAACUCAGGACAUCCAGUGAGAUACACGGCUUCCUUAAUCAUUUCUUCUCUCACCAAUUCCGAUACGGAGGAGGUGAUUUACUUGAUAAGAGUGGUUUUGUCAGUGAAGCACAGCGUAAUGUGAUCAUGGCCCACGCCACUAACGAAGAGUUCUCAAAGGCUGUGACCUGGAUGAGCCGUUGGAUUGAUCGGCGGCGACCACGAUACCUGAGCGACGCUGACUGGGAAUCAGUGGAGAAAGACCUAGAACUGCAAUCAGCCAUACGCUGGCAACUCGAUUUAGAGACCCAGUGCGUUGAUCGCUCUCAAAACCCAGUAUUGCGAGCGAUGCUGGAGGACCAGAAGCGACAUGUCCACAAUUUGCGCCGGCGUCUACAGCUCACUGGUGGGGCUGUUAGUGAUGAGCCUGCGCGCGAGGUAUUACGGAAGGAGUUUGAAAUGCCAUCGGAGCAGAUUCUUCUCGUGGAGACGUUCUUUACUUGGCCUACUACCGAUUCAUUAGAAGACGAAUGGACGCGGCGUAACAAAGCUGUUGCUGCUGGAAUACAAUACUGUGGCUUUUAG
Messenger RNA from Penicillium hordei, 1203 nucleotides. Its product is annotated as DUF3435 domain-containing protein. NCBI's taxonomy places the organism in Eukaryota, Fungi, Ascomycota, Eurotiomycetes, Eurotiales, Aspergillaceae. The record is from RefSeq and is a predicted model, not a curated record. The transcript is spliced from 6 exons. The coding region runs from base 1 to 1203 and encodes 400 amino acids.